Molecule: messenger RNA, 1002 nt
Organism: Hippopotamus amphibius kiboko
Lineage: Eukaryota; Metazoa; Chordata; Mammalia; Artiodactyla; Hippopotamidae
Product: olfactory receptor 7A17-like
Exons: 1
Coding region: 70-1002 (310 amino acids)
Biological process (GO): G protein-coupled receptor signaling pathway
Cellular component (GO): membrane
Molecular function (GO): olfactory receptor activity; G protein-coupled receptor activity
Source: RefSeq, a predicted model, not a curated record
AAUGUCAACUUAUGUAAAAAUUAAUCAUGUUAUUUUAAAAUUUUCAUUCCUAGUCUUCACCACCACCACAUGGGACCAGGCAAUUAUACCUGCAUUUCAGGAUUUCUUCUUCUGGGAUUAUCAAAGGAACCAGAACUGCAGCCCCUCAUAUUUGGGCUUUUCCUCUCUAUGUACCUGAUCACUGUGUUUGGAAACCUGCUCAUCAUUGUGGCUGUCAGCUCAGACUCCCAUCUUCACACACCCAUGUACUUCUUUCUCUCCAACCUGUCCUUUGUAGACAUCUGUUUCAUUUCCACCACCAUACCAAAGAUGCUGAUGAAUAUAAAGACACAGAACAAUGUUAUAACCUAUGCAGGCUGCAUCACCCAGAUGUAUUUUUCCAUACUCUUUGGAGGUUGGGACAACUUUCUUCUGGCUGUGAUGGCCUAUGACCGUUUCUUGGCCAUAUGUCACCCCCUGCACUAUAAUGUCAUCAUGAAACCCCGGCUCUGUGGACUGCUGGUGCUGGUAUCCUGGGUCUUGAGUGUUCUAAAUUCCUUGUUACAAAGCUUAAUGAUUUUGCGAUUGUCCUUCUGUACAGACUUGGAAAUCCCCCACUUUUUCUGUGAUCUCAAUCAGAUGUUCAAACUUGCCUGUUCUGACACUUUUCUUAAUGACACUGUGUUGUAUUUUUCAACUGGGCUGCUGGCUGGUGGUCCCCUUUUUGGUAUCCUUUACUCUUACUCUAAGAUAGUUUCUUCUAUACAUAGAAUCUCGUCAGCUCAGGGGAAGUAUAAAUCAUUUUGCACCUGUGCAUCUCAUCUCUCAGUUGUCUUCCUGUUUUAUUGUUCGGUCCUAGGAGUGUACCUUAUCUCUGCUGCUACCCACAGCUCACAGUCAAGUGCAAUAGCCUCAGUGAUGUACACUGUGAUCACGCCAUUGUUGAACCCUUUCAUCUACAGUCUAAGGAAUAAAGACAUAAAAGGGGCUCUGAAGAGAUUCUAUGGGAUUGCAGGUAUAUGA